Onthophagus taurus is the source of this 1592-nucleotide messenger RNA. The record is from RefSeq and is a predicted model, not a curated record. Lineage: Eukaryota; Metazoa; Arthropoda; Insecta; Coleoptera; Scarabaeidae.
UUCUCGCUUCUCGUUUAGCGUAGUCGGGCAACAGACUUUGUGUAAUCCAGUUCAUUGUGCCAUAUUUUUCUCUAAAAGAAAUAGCUAUAAACGUGCGAUGAAGAACAUAAAUAAGUUAAUUUAAUUAUUGUGUAUUUUUGUUUAAUUAAUUUAUAAGUAUAUCAUUAUAAUAUGGAUUAAGUGUGCUAGAAGUUGAUAUAAACAAUUUUUUAAGAGCCGCAAAAAUGAUUUGCACUUCAGUCAUUAUCCUCGUUGUAUUUAUUUCAUCUGCAAAGAGUUUCCCAAAAUGUUGCGAAGAAGAUAAUUAUGUACUCAACGGUUCUUGCAUAGAUGGAUCGAAGCUUAAUAUUGAAGAUUCAAAAUGCAAAUUUACAUUUACGUUAUCAAAUGAUGAGUAUAUUGUUACUGAAAAUAAUUCUCUUUUAUUACUCAGUUUCGAUGAUCUGUUAUAUCACAGCGAUCACUAUUGUAUAACAAAAAAAUAUGGAACAAUUACCGACAUAGCUGUUGUUUGCGAAACCGAUUUACUAUCUAAUGAAGAACACCAUAUUUUAAGACCAGUGUGCGGAUUAAUUUCAGUGUUAUUUAUGCUUUUAACGAUAUUGGUUUAUAUUACGCUGCCUCAAUUACGAGAUUUACAAGGAAAAUGUAUACUCCACACCUUAGCUGGUUUAGCAACAGCGUUUCUUUCUUUAGCUAUAUUACAGAUUAGUCCAAUCGCUAAUAACUCCACUUGUAUUUUUAUGGCAUUCCUGACAUAUGCUUCGUUCCUUUUAGCAUUUUUUUGGCUUAACGUGGUUGCAUUCAACGUAUGGAAAAAUAUCGUUAAACCGAAUAUGUUAAAUAAGAACGACGACUUCUGGCACAUGAUUUACUGUGUUUAUGCUUACGGAAUGACGUUGGUAUUUGUAAUAACAACCCUGUCCGCACAUCACGUUGAAGGCGAUCACAUUCGACCUCGUUUUGGAGAAGGAAGUUGUUUUUUCAAUGGAGAAACAGCUACUUGGGCUUACUUUUAUGGACCAAUAACAAUCUUAUUAAUAAUCAACUUCAUACUUUUUAUGUAUUCUUGCGCGGUUCUUUGGGGUGGCAAGCAACAACUAAGCACGCAAAAUAUUCGAGGAGCAAAAUAUCGUUGUUUAAUGACGAUGAAAUUGUUUUUAAUCAUGGGUUUAUUAUGGAUUUUUGAGGUUAUUUCAUAUGCGACGCAAGAUAAACAUGAAAUUUUAAACAAAUUAUGGGCUGUAACGGAUUACAUCAACACAAUACAAGGAAUUUUAAUAUUUUUGUUGUUGGUUGUUUUUAGAAAAAGAGCUUUAAGAGGAUUAGCAAGUAAAUAUUCUUGUUUUGGGAAAUUUACACGAUCAUGGCAAACGUUAGAUGAUGAAGAAUGUGUUGAAGAAGAGGAAGAUUCAAAAGGAUUAAACGUAACAAUAUAAAAGAAUCUCAUUUAUCAAUUUGUUUAUAUGUUUAAUAAUUUUUAAUGUCAUGUUUACAGAUUUUCUAACUAGUCAAUUAAAAUAAGUACUUAACCUUGAAUAAUAACUAUGUAUAUUAUUUUCCUUUUCAUGGAAAUAAAUGUUAAACAAAAA